Messenger RNA from Homarus americanus (American lobster), 1902 nucleotides. Its product is annotated as SURP and G-patch domain-containing protein 1-like. The record is from RefSeq and is a predicted model, not a curated record. Gene Ontology annotation, molecular function: RNA binding. Bases 11 to 1669 code for a protein of 552 amino acids. Gene Ontology annotation, cellular component: nucleoplasm. NCBI's taxonomy places the organism in Eukaryota, Metazoa, Arthropoda, Malacostraca, Decapoda, Nephropidae. The transcript is spliced from 12 exons.
UCUCUGCUGCAUGUCCAGGUUCUCGUGUUGUACGUUUCUCUCUCUAUUACACAGUAUGUCCAACAAAUAUCCUGUUCAAGUUAGAAUGCGAGAAAUGUCCAAGCAAGAGGAAAUACUAUUGAAAAGGAAACGUGAAAUAGAGCGUAAAAUGAAGGAACAACAGCAAGCAGAUGUUAAGGUCAAGAAAGCAAGCCCUCCAUUACCCCUCAAACCAGCACAAAGUAUACCAGAGUCUAGUCCUAGUGUAGCAGCAGUGCCGCAGGUGCCCAAUAAGUUUAGCAAUGAUGGAAGUUUUUUCGAACAGUUCAAGAAGUUGGCUGAAAAGCAGACCGAUGUAAAAGAGGAGAAAUAUUCCUCUUCAGAGAAGUUCAAAUCUUCAAGACCAGUUUCUACCAAAUUGAAAGCUUACAACCAAAUUCCUCCACCAAAAUAUAUGUAUCCAGGCCAUUCAGUAUCUCAGGGGCAAGACUCCACCUUCUCAACAAGUCCAGAUCAUGAAAACGUGAAAAUAGAGCUCAACAUUCAUGAUAGUGAGCGUGUGUUGAUCUGCCCGCUUGUCCUACCCGAAGAUUUUGUUACUGUUUUCCCGAGUACCCUUCACUGCAGUAGGACACCGAAACAUCAAUAUGUACAGGAAGAGGACUCCCUCAGUAAUCAAACAAUAAAAGAUGUAGAUCAACCUGAUUGGUUCAAGGAUGCCCUUAAGAGAGCCCAAGCCAAGGCAAAACAGCUGUCUGCUGUAGCCCCCCCAGUUUCUCUCUCAGCUGGUUCCAGUGAUGAUGAGGAUUCGAUCAAGAGCCAAGAUUCUCUCGAGCAUCAGGCCAAGAAACGGAAGAGCCGUUGGGGAAGCUCACCUACCCCGGAGGCCAUCCCAGUUGUACCACCAGCUCCAGCACCAGUGACUCCCACCUCCCCAUUAUGUCUGAAUGUCCCAGACAAUCUGAUGGGUAUGGUAGGAGAAGGGGAACACAUAGCAGCCAUUCAUGGUGUCAUGGUUACACGCUUAACAAGGAAUAAUGCUGCCAUAAUUGCUUAUGCUAAGAAGGUAUUUGACACUACUGAUCUGAGUGAAGCACAAUGGAAGCAGUGUGAAGAUCAGAUGAAGAUGAAUGUGGUGUUCCAACUUCUUCAAGCCAAGAAAAUGGAGGCAGAGCGAUUAGAACAACAAGGGAAAGUUAAAUAUGAGUAUGAUUCAGAUGAAGAUGUUGACGGUGGCACCUGGGAACACAAAAGGAGAGCCAAAGAAAUGCAGGAAACACAUGCAAAAGCAACAGAGCUGACAAAUAUGGCAGAAGGAAAGCAUCACAUUGGUGACUUCUUACCACCAGAUGAAUUAGCAAGGUUCAUGGAGAAGUAUCGGGCAAUAAAGGAAGGACGGGAUCCAGAUCUUUCAGACUACCAACAACACAAGCUUACAGAAGACAAUGUUGGAUACAGGAUGUUGAAGAGCAUGGGGUGGACUGAGGGAAUGGGCCUUGGUGCAGAAGGAAAGGGAAUAACAACACCUGUUAACCAGAAUGGACGUUCAGAGAGUCAAGGCUUGGGUGUGGAGAGGCCUGAAACUCUUCAAGAAGAAGAUGAUGAGUAUGAUGCUUACAGGAAGCGCAUGAUGCUGGCAUACCGUUUCCGGCCUAAUCCUUUGAACAAUCCAAGACGAGCAUAUUACUGAAGAUAAAGAAGUUGGUAGAAGAAUCAUUGUUCAAAAUGAAAGAAAAAUGGUUAUAACCACAAAAGCAACAGAGUUUCAGUGAUGAAGGUCAUAUGUUACGUACAUUGCUCUUUGUAUCAUGUUAUUCCAUUAUCUAAGUCUUCAUAUUGGAAAGAUUUGUUACAGUACACAUUAUACAUACAUUUGGAAGUUCCACUUUAUAUCUUCAAGCUUUUAUAAAAAGUUUUUGCUUA